CGUACACCCGCUCUUCCAAGUUAGGAGGGGAGCACCCAUCAGCCAAGAGCUAUCCAUACGCACAGCGAUGCACCAGCACGAGAUACUAGCCAUCAUGCGCCUGUCGUCCCUCCUCCUCGUCGUGGCCGCCCUCUCGGCGCGCGCCGCGGCGCAGCAGGUGCCGCCGGUGGGCGGCAGCGCUCUGAAGCCGGACUACUACAGCCAGUCGUGCCCGCGCGCGGAGCGGAUCAUCGCGGAGGUGAUGCAGACGAAGCAGAUGGCGAACCCGACGACGGCCGCGGGCAUGCUGCGCGUCUUCUUCCACGACUGCUUCGUCACCGGGUGCGACGCGUCGGUGCUGAUCGCGUCCACCCAGUUCCAGAAGUCGGAGCACGACGCGGAGAUCAACCACUCGCUCCCCGGGGACGCCUUCGACGCCGUGGUGCGCGCCAAGCUGGCCCUGGAGCUGGAGUGCCCCGGGGUGGUGUCCUGCGCCGACAUCCUCGCGCUGGCGUCGGGGGUGCUGGUCACCAUGACCGGCGGGCCCCGGUACCCGAUCCCGCUGGGGCGCAAGGACUCGCUGUCGUCGUCGCCCACGGCGCCCGACGUCGAGUUGCCACACGCCAACUUCACCGUGGACCGCCUCAUCCAGAUGUUCGGCGGCAAGGGGUUCACGGUGCAGGAGCUGGUGGCGCUGUCCGGCGCCCACACGCUGGGCUUCUCCCACUGCAAGGAGUUCGCCGACCGCCUCUACAACUUCCGCAGCCAGGGCGGGAAGCCGGAGCCGUUCGACCCCAGCAUGAACCCGUCCUACGCCAGGGGGCUGCAGGACGUGUGCAAGGACUACCUCAAGGACCCCACCAUCGCCGCGUUCAACGACAUCAUGACUCCCGGCAAGUUCGACAACAUGUACUUCGUCAACCUGGAGCGCGGCCUCGGACUGCUCAGCACCGACGAGGAGCUGUGGACGGACCCCCGCACCAAGCCCCUGGUGCAGCUCUACGCGUCCAACCCCACUGCCUUCUUCACCGACUUCGGCCGCGCCAUGGAGAAGCUCAGCUUGUUCGGCGUCAAGACCGGCGCCGACGGCGAGGUCAGGCGGCGCUGCGACGCGUACAACAGCGGCCCCGACGUUGGCGGCGCCAUGCCUAUGGCUAUGCCCAUGCCCAAGAUGUGACGCUGCGCGCGCUACAAGUACAACGACGGCGGCCGCACGCGUGCUUGUCUGCCGAUCGAUCGACGGCCGAGCUGUGUGGCACGAUGACCCCUGCUGCUCCUAUAGUCCUAUACGGCGGUCACGAUGGUGUUAAAAAAAAUAUAUGCGGAGAUGUGAUAUGUUUCCUGCUUGAUCAAGUAAUUUAUUUCUAAUCCGUGUGCUGCGAAAAAAAACUCUUCGAAGUGUUGCUGCUUGCUAGUAUAAAUUAAUUUAUUUUUUUA
This is a messenger RNA of Zea mays, 1416 nucleotides long. RefSeq names its product peroxidase 65. Bases 68 to 1156 code for a protein of 362 amino acids. Gene Ontology annotation, molecular function: peroxidase activity; heme binding. The record is from RefSeq and is marked validated. The transcript has a single exon. Gene Ontology annotation, biological process: response to oxidative stress; hydrogen peroxide catabolic process. NCBI's taxonomy places the organism in Eukaryota, Viridiplantae, Streptophyta, Magnoliopsida, Poales, Poaceae.